AUGAAGCAAUGUAGCUACUGCGGCUUUAGAAGGAUUGUUGCGCUGAACUCAAAAUACUACUGCGAAGAGUGUGAAGUGUACUACACAUAUAGAAAUAAUAAACAGGAAUACUCGAAUUUUCCAAUGGAAGAGACCGACCAGAUUGCAGUCAAAAGUGGUUUAUGCAAGAAGUGUGAGCCAAGGCAUGAAAGUGGCAGAUGUGUAUGCUGUAGGACGUUUCGGGAGUAUUUUAAGAAGCUUCCAUUCUGUAAGAAAUGCAAAGAAAAAAAUGAAAGAUGCAUUAAGAAUGUGUUUUUCAGAAACUUCAUACUCUACAAAACACAUGAUAGAGUGUUCCCAGUAUUGCACAUUAUUAUUUGUGUAUUCUUGCUCUAUUUUGUACGGAAUAGCAUUGUUUACAGCAUACCUGUGUUAUUUCUAAUUGAGUACCGCAUUAAACGAUCGCUUGGCAUCUCAAUGAUUGCAAAGCUGGUUCUUGUAGCUGGAGUAUUGCACUUAUCAUAUGGAAAGCUAGUCUGUUAUUUGUAUUAUAUAUACCUGAUGAUUUCCAGCAAGAAAUGGCAAUAUAAUGUUCCAAUCAAUCUAGAUAAGCCUCCAAACGAUCUCUUAAAGCAUAUACAGCAUCUUUGUAUAGGAAAAUCAAGUACAGAAUCAAAGCCACAAGUAAAAUGA
Messenger RNA from Ordospora colligata OC4, 672 nucleotides. RefSeq lists its product as uncharacterized. The record is from RefSeq and is a predicted model, not a curated record. Lineage: Eukaryota; Fungi; Microsporidia; Ordosporidae. The coding region runs from base 1 to 672 and encodes 223 amino acids. The transcript has a single exon.